Messenger RNA from Perognathus longimembris pacificus (Pacific pocket mouse), 1988 nucleotides. It is a transcript of the gene Gpr173, whose product is annotated as G protein-coupled receptor 173. Gene Ontology annotation, biological process: G protein-coupled receptor signaling pathway. The coding region runs from base 203 to 1324 and encodes 373 amino acids. Lineage: Eukaryota; Metazoa; Chordata; Mammalia; Rodentia; Heteromyidae. Gene Ontology annotation, cellular component: plasma membrane. The transcript has a single exon. Gene Ontology annotation, molecular function: G protein-coupled receptor activity. The record is from RefSeq and is a predicted model, not a curated record.
ACUCUCUCUGUAUCUAUAUGUGGUAUUCUUUCUUGGUCUGUCUCUUCUGCUCUCACCUCUCUUGUCUCUCUGUGUCUGUGUCUCCCUUAUUGUCAUCAUUUCCAGGUGCAGCCUAGCAGGACAACAGAUGGAGUCACCCAGGGUCCAUCGAGUACUGGCCUGGCAGACCCCAUAGGGUUGGGAGUAACCCUUGCCCCUCGGUAUGGCCAACACUACUGGAGAGCCCGAGGAGGUGAGCGGUGCACUGUCCCUGCCAUCAGCAUCAGCUUAUGUGAAGCUGGUGCUGCUGGGACUGAUUAUGUGUGUGAGCCUGGCAGGCAAUGCCAUCUUGUCUCUGCUGGUGCUCAAGGAGCGUGCCCUGCACAAAGCUCCUUACUACUUUCUGCUGGACCUGUGCCUAGCUGAUGGCAUACGCUCUGCCGUCUGCUUCCCCUUUGUACUGGCUUCUGUGCGGCACGGCUCCUCAUGGACCUUCAGUGCACUCAGCUGUAAGAUUGUGGCCUUUAUGGCCGUGCUCUUUUGCUUCCAUGCAGCCUUCAUGCUGUUCUGCAUCAGCGUCACUCGCUACAUGGCCAUCGCCCACCACCGCUUCUAUGCCAAGCGCAUGACACUCUGGACAUGUGCAGCUGUCAUCUGCAUGGCCUGGACCUUGUCUGUGGCCAUGGCUUUCCCACCUGUCUUCGAUGUGGGCACCUACAAGUUUAUCCGGGAGGAGGACCAAUGCAUCUUUGAGCAUCGCUACUUCAAGGCCAAUGACACACUGGGUUUCAUGCUUAUGUUGGCUGUGCUCAUGGCGGCCACACAUGCUGUCUAUGGCAAGCUGCUCCUCUUCGAGUAUCGUCACCGCAAGAUGAAGCCAGUGCAGAUGGUGCCAGCCAUUAGCCAGAACUGGACAUUCCACGGCCCUGGGGCCACUGGCCAGGCUGCUGCCAACUGGAUCGCCGGCUUUGGCCGUGGGCCCAUGCCACCAACUCUGCUGGGUAUCCGACAGAAUGGGCAUGCAGCCAGCCGACGGCUGCUGGGCAUGGACGAAGUCAAAGGUGAAAAGCAGCUAGGGCGCAUGUUCUAUGCGAUCACAUUGCUCUUUCUGCUCCUCUGGUCACCCUACAUCGUGGCCUGCUACUGGCGAGUGUUUGUGAAAGCCUGCGCUGUGCCCCACCGCUACCUGGCCACUGCUGUUUGGAUGAGCUUCGCCCAGGCUGCCGUCAAUCCGAUUGUCUGCUUCCUGCUCAACAAGGACCUCAAGAAGUGCCUGAGGACUCACGCCCCCUGCUGGGGCACAAGAGGUGCCCCAGCUCCCAGAGAACCCUACUGUGUCAUGUGAAGCAGGAGAGUAGGCAGACAGGCAGGGAAAAAGGUCAUGGCCACCACAUGAUGGGGCCAACAGCAGGGGUGGGGCAGGGCCUUACAUAGGAGCCUUCUUUUCUGAGCUCCAGCCUCAGCCCCUCAAACCACCAUUAACUGAGGCACCUUUGCCAGCACCCUCCCUGGGGUGGAGGACUGAGUGGAGAAAUGGGAAAAAGGCAUUUCUAGUUUUGUGGGGCCUGUCUCUACAACCUCCUUCACUUCUAUGAUCUCUCUCUCUCUCUCUCUCUCUCUCUCUCUCUCUCUCUCUCUCUCUCUCUCUAAUUCAGAAAAAGAAAAAAACUGAAAGUACAGGUUUUUCUACUAGCAGCUGAGGAGGAGACAGGAGACAGGAGACAGGCUUUCUUGCUUUAAUGUCUCUCCUUCUGACAUUGUCCAGAAGGGGAAAUUUUGUCCUGUAAAAUAGAUUUCCAGAUCUCUUAUUGCCCCCUCUGCUCCCAUGCACCCUUCCCUUCCAAGUCCCUUAGCAAGGCCUGGAUGUUUAGGGAAAAUUGAUCCAAGGCUGCUGACAAGCAGGACCAAAGGGGGUGUUGGGUUCUCGGGGAGCAAGGAUGUUUAAUUGCUAUGUUGUGUGCACUGUUGUUUUUUUGUUUUGUUUUUGUUUUUUGGGUUUUGGUUUUUUU